AUGCGGACUAUCAAGCUCGUCGUUAUCGGCGCUUCGGGCGUAGGCAAGACUUCUUUGCGUGGUCAGGUCCUACAUAUCAGGUCGUUUUCCACCAGCUACCGCCCAACAAUCGGUACACAUUUCAUAACCAAAUCCCUUCCUGACCCAAGUAAACCAACCGAGGCCAUCUCUCUUCAAAUAUGGGAUACCGCAGGCCAAGAACGCUUUUCAUCACUCUCCUCCGCGUUCUCCCGCGGCGCAGACGCUGUCCUACUCAUGUUCGACGUCAGUGCACCUGAUACUAUAUACGCGCUCACGAAAUGGUGGAAGGAGUUCAAGCACCAAGCACCGGUCAGCGAUGAAGAGGCUGAUAACUUUUGUUGCGUAGUCGUUGGGAAUAAAAUGGAUCUGUUGCAGCCUGGGAUGGGCAUCACUGCGGAAGAAGCGAAGAAAUUCGGAGAAAUCGUGGUAGAAGACAUUGCUUCAGGGGAAGACGAAGAUACUAUUCUCGGGCACGAACACGAACAUGCAUACGAAGCCGAUACAGACCCAUCUCUCCUUGCCCCUUCCGCACGAAUAGACAUUCAGAACCGCCGCAAACUCUCAAAAUCUCGUUCCCCCUCAAGUACACCCCACACCAGCACAUUUUUAUACGGAACAUUCCGCUCCGGCUUAACCUCUUUCCAUACCCCCUCUUCCUCCCUCUCUGAUAUAUAUACAAGCGCGCGGUCACCUCCGCUUCCCGGGUCUCGACCUGAAUCACCGGUACGAGUGAGGAGAAUGAUGAGUUUGUCUAGUACGGUUACUACAACUUCUUCUUCAUCUGCGCUUACUAUCACGCCGAGUCUAUUCACGAAGGGCCAACACCUACCAGACACAGGCCCGAAGCUCUUCUUCACAUCCGCAAAGACCGGAACGGGUGUUAGUGACACAUUUGAGUAUAUCGUGGAGGUGGUGAAGAGGCUGUGGAGGACGAGAACGUCUCAUUGA
Suillus bovinus is the source of this 969-nucleotide messenger RNA. Its product is annotated as P-loop containing nucleoside triphosphate hydrolase protein. The transcript is spliced from 5 exons. Gene Ontology annotation, cellular component: phagocytic vesicle; fungal-type vacuole membrane; late endosome. NCBI's taxonomy places the organism in Eukaryota, Fungi, Basidiomycota, Agaricomycetes, Boletales, Suillaceae. The coding region runs from base 1 to 969 and encodes 322 amino acids. The record is from RefSeq and is a predicted model, not a curated record. Gene Ontology annotation, molecular function: GTPase activity; GTP binding. Gene Ontology annotation, biological process: regulation of vacuole fusion, non-autophagic.